GAAUUCUUUAUAUCUUACAUCCAUUUUGAAUAUUUGUAAUGUUGACAAGGUUAUGUUUAUUAUGCAAGUCUUAAAUAUGCACGCGUGCAUUUAAAAUUAAUAUUCAAACAAAAGAAGUAAAAAAUAUAACUUCGAGGAGUAACUAAUUUUUAUAUAUCAAAAUAUUAUUUCAAAAUGAAAGAACACACACCAACAGGUAGUUUACAUUGUUAUUGGAGUAAACUGAUAAAUCAUCCUCAGUGUAUACAUGGUCCAUCACUAAUGUUUGGACGAGAAACAGAUGGUAAUUUAUAUAAGUUUUAUGCUUGUUCAGCAUGCAGAGAUAGAAAACUAUGUUCAUUCUCUUUGGAGUAUGGAAAAAUACAAAGCAAACAACAAAAACAAAUCAUAAUAAAAGAGAAAGCAAAAGCAUUAGCAAUGUACCCUCAACAGAAACUUUUCAUCCAAUAUAAUCAGUUAAUAAAUAUGAGCAGUACAAACAGAGCAUAUUGUUAUACAUGUGAAAGAUUGUUCAUAAUCACUGAAAAUAACAAACAUGCUGAUCACGAAGUUAUAAAAAAUUUGACAGAUUAUCAGAUGACACAUCCAUCUGAGCUAUUAAAACCUUUAGAAGAUUCUAAGAAAGAAGCUCAGUAUUUAUUUUCCAAAAAAUCUGUUUUAGACAUAAUUAAAAUAUUAUUAGACUUGAAUGCUGAAAAUGUAUUGUGUAUUGGAACACCAAGGAUACAUGAGUAUAUUGCUCACAACCUUCAAGGCAAAAUGUCUAGUCUUUUAUUAGAUUUUGAUGGCAGAUUUCAUAACUUUUUUGGACCUCUAACUUACUGUUGGUAUAACUUAUUUAAUCAUCACUUUUUUCAAAAAGAUUCAGAAGAAGUCUUUAAAGACUUUAUCACACAAAAUGGUGGGAAGAAUAUGUAUUUAAUAUGUGAUCCACCCUUUGGAGGUAGAGUUGAACCAAUUUCACAAACCUUUAAGACAAUCAGUGAUUUACAUAAAAAAUUAAAUAAGAUAACAGAUAGUAAAGACGAACUAAAAAUAAUGUUUAUGUUUCCAUACUUUAUGGAAGCCGUGAUGAAGGAAAAAUCAAACCCUUCAAAUGUUUGUGGUGGCUUGAAAGACUUACACAUGACUGAUUAUAAAGUAGAAUAUGAUAAUCAUCCACUAUUUGUUUCAAAAGUUAAUAAUCAACAACAGGGUUCUCAAGUUCGCAUAUUUACAAACAUACCUUUGAAUUUGGUCAAGCUACCUGAAUCAGAUGGAUACAAAUAUUGCAAAAGGUGUCAAAGAUGGGUAUCAUCAGAAAAUAAACAUUGUAAAAUUUGUCACAGCUGUACUUCAAAAGAUGGUCGUAGAUAUAGACAUUGCAAGAUAUGUCAGCGUUGUGUCAAACCUACAUGGCAACAUUGCAAAAAGUGUGAUAGAUGUUCAUUACCUAAUCAUAAAUGUGGGCAGAAACCAAAAAUUGGAAGUUGCUUCAAAUGUAAUGUAACAGGCCAUACACAAAGAGAAUGCUCUCAAAUUAAAUCCAAAAAGGAUAAAGCAAAAAAUUUCGAAAGCAAAAAAAGAAAAAAUACAACUACUGAUGAAAUUUUAGGAUCAAAUGCAAAACAACGAAAACUUAAAACUGCAAUCCAAAUUGAAAGUUUGACAAAAAUAUAUAAGAAAAAUAUUGGAUAUUUAAAAUAAAAACUCGAAUGGAAGUAGACCUAAAAUUGAAAAAGUUAUUCUACAAAAUAAUACAAAUAAUAACUAUGAACAAGUAAAAAAGUUAUCUGCUACUGAAAACUCACUGAACGCGAAGAUAAAUAUAAAUAAAAUCAGUAAGUUGAAUAAACGAAAUGUAAAUGUAAUUGUUAGGAAAAGAUAAUAAAAAAUGUAAUCAGUGCGUAUGUAAUAAUAUCAAAUACAUUUUUGAAUUUGACUUACUGUUAAGUUUGAAAUAUGAAAACUUACAAACAUGCAAAA
Phymastichus coffea is the source of this 1965-nucleotide messenger RNA. RefSeq names its product rRNA N6-adenosine-methyltransferase ZCCHC4. Gene Ontology annotation, molecular function: nucleic acid binding; zinc ion binding; rRNA (adenine-N6-)-methyltransferase activity. NCBI's taxonomy places the organism in Eukaryota, Metazoa, Arthropoda, Insecta, Hymenoptera, Eulophidae. The transcript is spliced from 5 exons. The record is from RefSeq and is a predicted model, not a curated record. Gene Ontology annotation, biological process: rRNA methylation. The coding region runs from base 175 to 1686 and encodes 503 amino acids. Gene Ontology annotation, cellular component: nucleolus; cytoplasm.